Messenger RNA from Homarus americanus (American lobster), 3312 nucleotides. RefSeq lists its product as uncharacterized. The coding region runs from base 478 to 3207 and encodes 909 amino acids. Lineage: Eukaryota; Metazoa; Arthropoda; Malacostraca; Decapoda; Nephropidae. The transcript is spliced from 17 exons. The record is from RefSeq and is a predicted model, not a curated record.
UCUCUUGUAUCCCUCAACAGUAAGCUGCCAAUCUCUAAUAGCCCACUCAUUAGCAAACUGCCAAUUCCUUCUCACAGGAAUCUUUUCUGUCCUUACUAUCCUUCUAUACAUCCCUCUCACAACUGUAACAUCUUUCCCACCCCUCUCUUCAGUGUUUUUCCAUCUCACUCACUGGCUUCUUUUCCAUGCUAUUCGAAACCUCCUUCCCAACCCUCUUACCAGCCUCGAGCUCACUUACCCCGAUCUACCUAUUUCACAGAUGAUCAUCCUGCCUACACUAUUACUUACCCCACCCUUCUCAGCUGGCCAUGCUGCUUCAGUUAACUCACUUUGACUCCGGUGAACAUAAUUUCACUGACAGUGGAGGUGACAAAGAGCUUCUCCCCAACGUUGUUAAACAUUACGUUUAAAAAUAUCCGGGCGACGUCUGAGUUCCGCAAUAUCCACGCUGCUGAGUGUUUAAAGAGGAAGAGAGCGAUGGAGUCUGAAGAAUCUCAGGGAGAGGUCAAUGUUUUAAGUUUGCUGUCAGAAGCAGCUAAUUGGACAGAUCAGGAAAGACUGCAAAAACUUCCUGAAACAUUACAGAUUGUCAAUAACUUUUUAGAAAUGACUCCGCCUGCUAAAAAGAGAGUGCAAGUCACUAGAUUUGUGUUUGGUUCCUUCCUGCCACAUCUUCCAGUUGAUAAGACUGCAUUUUGCCUUUUUAAUGUUGCUCUACCAUGCCUGAAGUCAGCAUUUGAUGACUUCCUGCAAGUUUGUGGAGGAGAAGCAGAAAAGAAUAUGGACAGAACCAUUGAGCUACUCCAAAAAUGCAGUUUGGUGACAGAAUGUUGUGAACUGGCAGUGCAGUUUUUGUUACAAGCAGAGGGAGUUGCUGUGGAAAAUGUUAGCAGCCUACCUGUAGUCCUAUUACAUAUCAUCAACCACACUUUUGACCACUGCAAAGACAGCGGAGAUAUUUAUGGCAGUCAUCUAGAACAUGUUAAGGAGUCCUUAUCAGCAUUAUUUCAUCAUGCUGUUGACCUCUCUACACAGUUUACUACUUUAUUGUCAAAACUUACCUUCAACUCCUUCUGUGAUGAUGAUUUGGAGGUUCUUUUACAAGUGUGUGAGCAGCUUUGUGUGACAGCAACCUCCUUGUCCCAGUUAUCUGAAAUUCGUUGCUGUGUAGUGGUGUGGCGUGCAUACACAAGUUUGGUUCAGCAUCAUCAUGGAGAAUUAGUUACACGCAUAGAUAUUUCUGUUCCAUUGACCCCUUUGGUGAAGGAGAUAAAAGAUGGACUUGACCUUAUAGCGUCUAUACCUGUCAAGAAUGUCACAAUGGCUGAAAAAGAUCAGAAAGUUGUUCAGCGAAUCAUCAAGAUGACAAGUUUCUGCUUGAAGGUGAUUAUUGCUUUGUGUGAAAAAUUCCGAGGGUACCUGAGAGGUUCACACUCGCUUCUGGUGUCACUUCUGUUACUAUUAUUCAGGUUUUCACCAAAUAACGUGACUCUGCAAUUGUACCCAGACAGCAUUAAGAAUGAUAUUGAACGACAAGCAACAAUUGGUAUAGAACCACUUCUGAUACAUCUCAGACGUGAUGAAGAAUUUAUUAAGAUGAUGUUCAAAAUGGAUCAAGAUGGAACAGAAAUUUUAGCUGAAGACUGGGGAAAUUAUCUGCUUUUGUUAUUGGCAGUGUGUGUCCCUCCCAGUACCAUAUCUGCCUUAUACAACAACACAUUCAUCACAAAGAUCUUCAUGGUUGUGAAAAAAUGUCAUGCAAGCUUCUCCUUUCCAUGUGUGAUGGACGGCGUGAUGUAUGGAGGACGACCUCGGUACAAAGUUGCCUUAUAUGAACACUUGCUGAUUCGCAUGUGUACUUUGGUGGCAACUCUAGAAAUUCAAAAUUUUGAAGCUUUGGAGCAGGUCCUUGUGCAGUGGCUGUUGAGUGGACAGACAUGGCCAGCACUCUUGGCUGCUGAUUUAUGGAGCUUUGUUGCAAGAUUUGGAACUAGUGAAUUGUGCAAGAAUCAUUGCACGGUGUUGAUGGAUGUGCUACCCCAAACUCCUCCAUCAUCCCACCAACGCCUUAUGACUGCUUCACUUUUAUCUCGGUUGCUUCCUAAACUUACUUCACAUCAUAGACAAGAGAUUAUCUCAAAUUUCAAGGAUACAGGGGAUAAUGUUAUAACUAGAUUUAUAAUAUUACAAGCUGGGAAUGAAGAUGGUACUCCAGAAACAAAUCUAAUAAAUGAUGUCGUAAAUACUUGCACUGAGAAAAUGAAUUUGUUUUUAGCAAGAUCUGCUUCAGAACAAACUGUAAUGAAAGUUGUUGAUGAACUUAAUUAUGUGGCUCCACUUUUGUUGAUCUUCACCAGUACAAAGAACAAAGAUACUGCUCCUCAUAUAGCAAAUUUUACCAGGAUUCUUACUCAGCUGUGGACCAGAAUACCAGAAGAUUACAUUGGAUGUUCAUUAGUGGACCUAAUGCUCUCGCAUCUCCUGAAAGCUACCACCUCUGUCUUAAGCUGCUUUUCCAACAGUCAACUCCUUCAGAUACUCUCCGUGUGCAAAGAAUGUUGUACUAAGGGGUCGCCUAUUGUGGGCGUUGCUCUCUGUGACUUAGUUGAAGCUCUUGGACACUGUCACUUCACUCAGUCCCUUGAGCACAGCAGUAUCCUCAGCCUUAUCUCAGAUGUGAUAUCACAAGUGUUGAAAAGUUCAAACCCUCUAGUUCAACAAUGUGCCCUUGAUGCAUUUGUUGCCUUUGGCCAGCACACAAUCCAUGAAGAAGUUCUGCCAAUGUGCCUGACAUAUUGUGAAAAAGAAUUACAGGAUCAGGUGACCAACUACUUGCAGCAGGAACCUCAUGUAUUACCAUCUGGUCAGUCAAGGAUGUCACUUUUCCAGCAGCAGAAUAUUACUAUUCUGGACAUACAGCUUCAAAAAGAUUUAAAACUAAUUGAAGACAUUACUACACCAGAGUUUCCACAGAUGCACAUGAAAGAGUCUUUAUCCCAGGAUUUGCCUAACCAGGAACAAAAACCAACCAAAAGACUUAGAGAAGAUGAGGAUCUUCCCCAAGAAGAAACACCUGAAUUAAAAAUAUUGUUAGAGUCUUUACAUUGCUCCUGUAAUAUGAUGAAAACUAUUAAUGUUACAAUAGAAGAGAGAGAUACAGUCAGAGCCAUCUUACAAGAAAUGAUGAACAUAUGGGAGAUGGUGUGAUGAAAAAAAUAUUAAUUUGUUACAAGUAUAGUGUAUAUUUUACAUAGAAAGGACACGUUAUGAAUUGUAAUACAGUAAUAAAAAGCAUACAAUAUUGCCUUUGAA